Cyclocybe aegerita is the source of this 1287-nucleotide messenger RNA. NCBI's taxonomy places the organism in Eukaryota, Fungi, Basidiomycota, Agaricomycetes, Agaricales, Hemipholiotaceae. The record is from the annotation of a GenBank genome assembly.
AUGAUUGUGGCGACCCUGCCCUCUUCUCCUUUCGCUUCUGCGGAAACGCUGCGUGGCAACGUGCUAAGCAAGCAGGUACAGCGUGCGCCACCACUUCCGAAUGAAUCCUUCGUCCUAUUGCAAGACAGUAUAAUUAGAAACAUUCCUUCUCCGACGCCCCAAUCAACUCGGGCCAGGAAGGGUGUCUCAAAGUCGCAGAACAAUCCACCAAACGAUGUGUCAGUUGAACGAUCCCAGUCCCAUAAUCCGGAGCAGGAUCACGUCAACCCCUCACCACUGUCCCAUCACUUGCGUUCAACAGCUCGACUAUUCCAUCUUCUUUCUACAAGGACCGACAUCGAUCAUCCUUUGUGUGCAGAGUGUGCUCAGACGCUCUUAGUCAACCUUCAGAGGCAACUCGAUGAAACAAAGAAAGAACGCGACGGCUAUAUCGCGUUUGAAAAGGAAAUUCGAAAAGAGAGAGACCGGGAGUUUCAAGGGCCGUCGAAAGAAGAGGCGGAGAAGAAGAUUGAGAAGCUGAAACAAGAGGAGGAACUCGCAAUUAAACAACUUAAGCUCGCCGAACGGGAAAGAGAGCAGCUUGACGCAGAGCUCAGACAACUCGAGGCGGAUGAGACCCUGGAACUUGAAGAAACCGAAUUUUGGAGGGCAUACAAUGACCAUGUCCUGGCGGCAGAGCAACAAAGUUCACAGCUAGCCACAUUGAGAACGGCAUAUGCAGCCGGACUUGCGACCCUUGAGAAACUUGAGAGGACUAAUGUCUACAACGAUGCGUUUUGUAUCGGCCACGAUGGCGUUUUCGGUACCAUCAAUGGUCUUCGAUUGGGUCGUGUUCCUGGUGUCCCUGUCGAGUGGGCAGAAAUCAACGCAGCUUGGGGCCAAACACUGCUCCUUCUGUAUACAAUCGCGCGAAAGCUUGACUACACAUUCGAGAACUAUCGUUUGGUGCCAAUGGGAUCUUUUUCAAGGAUCGAAAAGACCACCGGAGACAAGGCCAACUACGAGCUGUAUGGAUCCGGUGACCUACAUUUUGGACGUUUGUUACACAAUCGCCGCUUCGAUAUUGCGAUGGUCGCGUUCCUCGACUGCUUGAAGCACCUCAUGGACUACAUUAGACUACAAGACGCCACUGUGGACUUUCCACAUCAAAUCUCGAAGGACAGGAUUGGGGAUGUCUCUAUCAAGUUGCAAUUCAACCAGGAAGAGGCGUGGACACGGUCGUUGCGGCAUGUGCUCUUGGCCCUCAAGAUCUGCCUCAAAUGGGCGACUAACGGCGCGAAUGGUUAG